Molecule: messenger RNA, 1380 nt
Organism: Salarias fasciatus (jewelled blenny)
Lineage: Eukaryota; Metazoa; Chordata; Actinopteri; Blenniiformes; Blenniidae
Product: cytosolic sulfotransferase 3-like
Exons: 8
Coding region: 121-1002 (293 amino acids)
Molecular function (GO): sulfotransferase activity
Source: RefSeq, a predicted model, not a curated record
GAUUUCAUCGGGAAGUGAGCCUCUGUUAUGUAACAGGAGGGGAAACAGAGGAGAACAGAAGAAAGUAUUUGCUGGACGGGAGAAGCUUGAACGGGAAAGGACAGAAAUCUGCAGCCAACAAUGGAUUCGUGCACUCGAGGAGUGCUGUUUGAUUUCCAUGGAGUUUCAAUGACCCAUUACUUCACAGACAACUGGGAGAACGUUCAAAACUUUCAGGCCAGACCGGAUGAUAUCCUGAUUGCUACAUAUCCUAAAGCAGGAACCACCUGGGUCUCUUAUAUCCUUGACCUGCUCUACUUUGGUCAAACAUGGCAAGACCGCCAGUCAACCGUCCCGAUCUUUGACAGAGUGCCUUUCUUGGAGAUCACUUUCCCAGCUCUGGGUUCAGGAAAAGACCUGGCGGACAACCUGCCCACCUCUCCUCGACUCAUUAAAACUCAUUUUCCUGUGCAGUUUGUGCCAAAGUCCUUUUUCGAGCAGAACUGCAGGAUUGUCUAUGUUGCCCGUAAUGCAAAAGACAAUGUGGUGUCUUUCUUCCAUUUUGACCGCAUGAACAGGAUCGAACCAGAGCCUGGAGACUGGAACAGCUACCUCAAGAGAUUCAUGCAGGGAAAAAUGGUGUUUGGAUCCUGGUACGAUCAUGUGAGCAACUGGUGGAAGAAGAAACAGACUUACUCAAAUCUGCACUACAUGUUCUUUGAAGACAUGGUUGAGGACACUGGACGAGAAAUAGACAAACUUUGCUCCUUUCUUGGUUUGACUCCUUCAGCUGAAGAGAAGGAAAGAGUGACAGGAGGAGUUCAGUUUGAUAACAUGAAGAAGGACGGGAUGGCCAACUAUUCUACAAACAUAGUGAUGGAUUUCAAAGUGUCUCCCUUCAUGAGAAAAGGAAAAGUGGGCGACUGGAAGAAUCACUUCACUGUGGAUCAGAAUGAAGAGUUUGAUGAAGACUACAAGACAAAGAUGAAGGAUCCCACUCUCCAGUUUCGCACAGAAAUUUGAACAACCUUGUGUUUGUAUCUGUAAAGAUGAUCUCCAUGAGGUUUACCAAGCUAAUGAAUCAAAAAUGAAACACUUAUAAUGUGGACUUGGUUCGAGGGUCACAUUUUUUACAAACAACAAUUGAAGGUGUAAGUUGUCUAACGAUCUUGCGAGUUGCCAGUAUAGGUGAGUUUAGACAGUUUAGGAACCUCAGCAGCAGUGCACAGCGCAGACUUAAAAUAUGGAAUUCAGUACUGCAGAUUUGGCAACCUCGGGAACUCACCGAUGAUUGGCUCUGGAACCAGGAAGUAGUGACGGUCUAGCGCCGCCCACCAAAGCUGUUCCAGCUCUCAGUUUGAAAGAAAAAAAAAAACCUAACCAAGACAUUGUUGAUGGAGA